AUUAAGCGCGCUCUCGGUAUAGCCAAAGAGAUGGGUAUACCGGAUGUGGUUAAGGUGGGCACAUAUUGCUUUCUAGGUGGUCCUAACUAUGAAACCAUUGCUGAGUGUAAGAUGUUGCACACUUGUGGCGUAGAUGCUGUCGGCAUGUCGACCGCACAUGAGGUGGUCGUGGCCCAGCACUGUGGUCUGAAGGUGUUCGCAUUCAGUCUUAUCACCAACAAGUCAUCACUGGACUACGAAAAGAAAGAGUAUGCCAAUCACGCUGAGGUCGUGGCGGUGGGUAAAAGUCGGGAGAGCACUUGCCGUGAGCUAAUGUGUCGCAUGAUCAAAUCUAUAGCAGCGGAGCGUGGUGGCAGCGGAUCAGCAGACUGUGGCUGCACAAUAUGAGAAACGAGGGUUGCUGAGAUGCAAGCAGGAUUAGUUAAAACACAACCUAUUUAUUUAUACUUUAUUUAAUUUACAGAAAAAGUCAAAAUUCAUGCAAAAUUAUA
This is a messenger RNA of Bactrocera oleae (olive fruit fly), 491 nucleotides long. NCBI's taxonomy places the organism in Eukaryota, Metazoa, Arthropoda, Insecta, Diptera, Tephritidae. The record is from RefSeq and is a predicted model, not a curated record.